Liolophura sinensis is the source of this 721-nucleotide messenger RNA. Its product is annotated as small ribosomal subunit protein uS4. Gene Ontology annotation, cellular component: cytosolic small ribosomal subunit. Lineage: Eukaryota; Metazoa; Mollusca; Polyplacophora; Chitonida; Chitonidae. The transcript is spliced from 5 exons. Gene Ontology annotation, molecular function: structural constituent of ribosome; rRNA binding. Gene Ontology annotation, biological process: translation; ribosomal small subunit biogenesis. The record is from RefSeq and is a predicted model, not a curated record. Bases 56 to 631 code for a protein of 191 amino acids.
CUUUCGGUCUUUUCCAUGCGGUGUUGCCACUACAGUUGGCCAGUGAAGCAGCAAAAUGCCGCGGGUACCAUUGGUUUGUGGUAAAACCUUCAGCACUCCUCGCCGUCCCUUUGAGAAGGAACGGUUGGACCAGGAGUUAAAAUUGAUUGGUGAAUUCGGGUUGCGAAAUAAGCGGGAGGUGUGGCGGGUGAGAUACACGCUGGCCAAAAUCCGAACAGCUGCCAGGGAGCUGCUGACGCUUGACGAGAAAGACCCAAAGAGGUUAUUUGAAGGUAAUGCCCUCCUUCGUCGUUUGGUCCGCAUCGGUGUGCUGGAUGAGGGAAAGAUGAAGCUGGAUUAUGUGUUGGGGUUGCGGUUAGAAGAUUUCCUGGAGCGACGUCUUCAGACCCAGGUGUUCAAGCUAGGGCUUGCUAAGAGUAUUCACCAUGCCCGUGUGCUCAUUCGACAACGCCACAUCAGGGUUCGUAAACAAGUGGUGAACAUCCCUUCUUAUGUUGUGCGGCUGGACUCUCAGAAACACAUAGACUUCUCCCUGCGCUCACCAUACGGGGGUGGACGCCCAGGUCGGGUAAAAAGGAAGAACCAGAAGAAGAGCUCUGGAGGUGGUGGUGGAGAUGAGGACGAGGAUUAACUCCCUUGUCGGAGCAAUUUUCAUCGUGGAGUAGCUCCCUUGUCUGGGAGCCUUGUUCAUGUACCAGCUCCAAAUAAAGUCAGAAUCAGA